Molecule: messenger RNA, 2480 nt
Organism: Cyprinus carpio (common carp)
Lineage: Eukaryota; Metazoa; Chordata; Actinopteri; Cypriniformes; Cyprinidae
Product: Golgi-associated kinase 1B-like
Cellular component (GO): Golgi apparatus
Source: RefSeq, a predicted model, not a curated record
GCAGAUGUGGCGUAAGGACAGGCGACAUUGUUAGUUUGGGACUGUUAUCUCAGCUGAUCCGGCAUCGGGGCAGUUGUCUCACUCAUGCUGGAGCGGUUGCGCUGAGUGGACCAUCUGGAGCUCAAUAUGUGAACGAAACGAACGCUAUUCCAAAAGAAAAUCGACUUAAUCAUGCGCAGACACUCGUACCAAUGGAUACGCAUUCGAGUCGCCCUGGAAAUGUCUGGUUCUCUUUGAUUUAUUUGUCAGUAUCGUUUUUGAAAGUCUGCAACUUUUGGAAAUAUUCUGCCUUUCGGAAGUAUUUGAUUAUAGCUGUAGUGUGUUUUGUUUAUUUGUUUUUCACCGUUCAUGUUAGCCGCACGUCUACUCGCCAGGACAAACGUCCUGAUCUGUGGACUGGAAAUAGUGUUUAUUCUCAGAGUAAAAAUGACCAGGACCCCGCUGAUGGGGAGGUGAAUGAGUCUGUGAGCCCGACCAGGUCUAAUGUGGUAUAUAUAACACUCAAAUCUAAGCGGCACAAACCGGCCAUCAUCAGGGGCACAGUGCGACCCAAACUCCGGAGAAAGAAAGUUAAAGUGAGACAGCAGAGUGGCACGCAGGGCAAGGCGAAGGACGCGGGGCACAAUACAAGCACCCUUAACAAACGACUGGGAUAUUCUGAGCUUGAUGGCAGUGGCACUGGUUAUUCAACUAUAAGGAUAUACAGUGAAAAAGCUCCUCCAUGGUUCAGCAGUGAUGAUAUUACUGCAAUGCGCUUUCUAGCCGAUUGUAAAAUUACGCAAAUCGAUGAAGUGGCACCACGGGGCUUCUCUUCUUUAAUUUUAUUUAAAAGUGCGACAAAUGGCACGAACGAUGUUGAUGAGUGUCGUAAAUGUUGCGGUAUUGUCAAGCGACCCUUGGACAUGAGUGAGGUGUUCGCCUUUCAUCUGGACAGGGUCUUGGGACUGAACAGAACUUUGCCAGCUGUCAGCAGACGAUUCCACUCUCUAGGAGACGGUCAGCCUUGUCCAGUGGUUUUGUGGGACCCUUCUUUAAGCCCAGUAGUAGAUCAACCUUCUGAAAAGUUGAACUGGAGCUCAUAUCAAACCUCCCUCAAACACAAGUGCUGGCAUCGGGGUGUCAUACCUAAACCAGAGUGGAGCUGCACCAGCAUCCACCACCACGAAUGGAGCAAGCUGGUAGUCUUUGAUUUCCUCCUGCAGAUUUAUGAACGCCUAGAUAAAAACUGCUGUGGAUUCAAGCCUCGCCCAGAGGACACCUGUGUUGAGCUUGGUCACCAUGAAGAAUGUAAAGACAAGGACGGCAUAGAGCUGAGACACAUAGUCCACCGUAAACAUGACCCACAACACCUGGUUUUCUUCAACAAUAAGGGCUACUUUGACCGAGACGAGGGGAAUCUGAACUUCAGGCUACUAGAGGGAAUCAAAGAACUACCAGAUCAGCCUGUGUCAGUGUUGAGGUCUCAGCGUCUCAGGGAAAAGCUCCUGCAAUCGCUGUUUCUCGACCAGCAGUACUGGGACAGUCAGGGUGGCCGUCAAGGCAUUGAAAAACUGAUUGACGUAAUUGAGAGAAGAGCCAAAGUCUUGCUCACGUACAUUAAUGCUCAUGGGAUUAAAGUAGUACCUAUGAACUCUUGACAGAUGGAGCUUCAGCUUUCAAUGUGUAAGACAAGCCACCAACCUUUUGGUUUCCAAUGAACGUUGAUGUUUUCAACAGAUUAGUGUGCCAAUGAAGACCUGCUGAAUUGAAGCUCUUUCAGUCAAAAUUCAAUGCACUACAGAAAUUAACAGCACUUUGUGGUGUUGUAAGUGCUACUCCCAUUUAAGAGGAGAAGAAAUGAUAGUUACAGGGCUAAUUUUUGGCACCACUAACAUUCCACAAGUUAAAGGCACUGUAAGUGAUAUGAUGUUUCGUGGACUUCUACCAGCCUUAGCUUCUGAAUUCAACUGCCUCUUCUGUCCAAAAUCCCGCCCAGUAAUGACAUGUCAGCAAACCUGCAGUAAGCAAUCUGAUGCUCAAACUGAAUCUUUUGUUUAGCUUCACAUCGAUGUCCCACAGCUAGUCUGUUUUGGUGUUUACAGAGCUGAAAGGUUGUCACAGAGAGCAGUGCAAUUUCUCACGACACCUAUUUUAGUUUUAUGUCAUAGAGUAAGUGCUAUUCCACAAACAAUACCGAAGCACUUUUAAUUCCAAUUUUAUUAUCAAUGCAUGUUCCGCUCAAUAUGAAGUUAUUAAUUUCAAUCUGCAAUACAGCUUUAUAAGAACAUUUCUGCUAUAAUCUGCACGUUUCUUCUGUGAUGAUGGUGUUUGUGAUGAAUGUUCCAGCAUCAUUGUUAAAUCUAUUAAUGUUGCACUUGUAUUGAUCACUGUGAAGAUGAUAUGAAUCUUCUUUCAUAUGAAUAGCAGUAUUCAUUGUGCUCUCUGAAGUGUUUAUUUUUUUACUGUUGUUUGCGUUUGUAAAAAAUAAACGUAUACCAAUA